Molecule: messenger RNA, 2740 nt
Organism: Klebsormidium nitens
Lineage: Eukaryota; Viridiplantae; Streptophyta; Klebsormidiophyceae; Klebsormidiales; Klebsormidiaceae
Source: the annotation of a GenBank genome assembly
GCUGUGCUUUGCUGAGCUUUUACUUGCCCCUGCCUGCGCUUGUGCUUGUGCGCUGCUGUUUGUCCAAGGCCGAGCUUUCGGCGUCGUCCUAUGCAGAUGAAGUAGUCUCUCCAGCUGCUGGGUUGUGUUUUGUACUGGUUAACAUAAUCUCGUGUUUGGCAAAAGGCCGGGUGGCGAAUGGCUACCACAAUCUCUCCCGCCCUCACAAGGGCGAAAGCAGCUGCAAAAGCGAAGGUAGGCAAAAAUGGCCCAGGGGCCGUAAAGAAGGUGGCUUCAGGGCAGAAGAAGCGCAAGGAUAUCCCUGUCGAGCCACUAGAAGAGCCGCCUGCCAAAAGGUCCGCCGUGCAGAAGGAAGCACCAGUUACCAAGGUCCUGAAGACCAGCAGUAAGGAUGUCUUGGAGGGGAAGAAAGCGAAAGGAAGCAAAGCUGCAAAGAAGAUCAAAAGAAAUGUUGGAGAGGAUACAAGAGCGGUAGAAGUCUCCGAGCUGGCGGGCAGCGAUGGCCUGGGUGCCAUGGACGUUGAGGCCCCCAGCAUUUCGCAGGAGCUGGCUGGCACUAGCCCUAAAAGCGAUGCAGGUGGUGGUGGCAGAUUAGGGGUGGCGACGAAGGCACGGAAAGGGAAGAAGGAAAGCAAGGAGGAAGAAGCCAACGAUGGCUUGCCUGAGAAAAGAAAAGCCAGCAAGAAACAAAGGGUAGCUGCGGAAGUGCCAGUGGCAACCAAAGAGCUAAAUAAGACUAAAAAGGCGGCUAGCAAGGUUGUCGAGCAGCCCAUGGAAGACGAUGUGGAUGUUGUCGAGGUUCCAGAACGGCCUUCGAAAGCAGCAGCCCUGUUUGAUGAUGAAAGCGAGGAGGAGGAGACGGGGCCUUUGGGCGGGGGGAAGAAGAAGAAGGGGUUCAGCGAUGAGAAUGCGAAGUGGUUAAAAGCAAAGGCGGGGGAUGACUGGGGCGAUGCGGAGAGUGACGAGGGGAGUGACGAGGGGAUGGACGAUGACGAAUUUGACGAGGACAGCGAAGGGGAGAUGGACGUGGAGAAGAAGUCAAGGAAGCUUGAUGCGCAGCGGGCGAGAGAGGAGGAGGAGGCGGCAGCUGAACUGCAGACCAACAUAGAGGACACCACCGAGAUGUUCGAGCUGCCCACAGAAGAGGAGCUGGCAGAGGAGCAGCAGGGUGCCCCUCCGUUGCCCAAGCUGCAGGCGCGCAUCCGCGACGUCGUGCGCGUACUGUCCAACUUCAAGGUGCUGCGGCAGCCUGGUGUGGCGCGCUCCGAGUAUGUGGCGCGCCUGGCGGCGGACCUGGCGGCCUACUACGGCUACAACGAUUUCCUGCUGGAUGCGUUUUUGCAGAUGUUCCCCGUCGCAGAGGCGCUCGAGUUCCUGGAGGCCAACGAAAAGCCACGGCCUGUCACACUUCGGACCAACACUCUCAAGGCGCGCCGUCGCGACCUGGCGGCGACCCUGAUCAACCGGGGCGUGAACCUGGACCCCUUGAGCACGUGGUCCAAGGUGGGCCUGGUGGUGUACGAGUCGCAGGUCCCCGUGGGCGCCACCCCCGAGUACAUGGCCGGCCAGUACAUGCUGCAGAGCGCCGCGUCGUUCCUGCCCGUCAUGGCAUUAGCGCCCCAGGAGAAAGAGCGCAUCGUGGACAUGGCAGCGUCGCCAGGCGGGAAGACCACAUACAUAGCAGCGCUCAUGCGCAACACAGGCGUGGUGUUCGCCAACGAGUUGAAGGCGCCUCGACUCAAGUCGCUGACAGGCAACAUCCACCGCAUGGGCGUGACCAACGCGGUGGUGUGCAGCUACGACGGCCGCGAGCUGCCCAAGAUCCUGGGCGCGCACUCCCAGGACCGCGUCCUCCUCGACGCGCCAUGCAGCGGCACAGGGGUCAUCGGCAAGGACCCCUCGGUCAAGGUCAGCAAGUCCGAGAAUGACAUCUACAAGUGUGCGCACCUCCAAAAGGAGCUGUUGAUAGCGGCGAUCGACCUGGUGGACGCCAACAGCAAGACCGGCGGCUAUGUGGUCUACUCCACGUGCUCCGUCAUGGUCAUCGAGGACGAGUCCGUUAUCGAUUAUGCGCUCCGCAAGCGUGACGUCAAGGUCGUCCCCUGCGGCCUCGACUUCGGCCGCCCUGGGUACACCAAGUUCCGGGAGCACCGCUUCCACCCGUCCAUCGCCAACACGCGCAGGUUCUUCCCGCAUGCGCACAACCUCGACGGCUUCUUCGUUGCCAAGCUGAAGAAGCUGAGCAACAAGAAGAAGAGAGUCAAGGACGAGACCAAGGCCUCUGCUGCGCACACAGCCGCGGGCCAAGAAGGGCAAGACGAGGACGAGGAGGAAGAGGAGCGCGAAGAGGGGCCGGUGCCGGAGACAGCCGCGGAGGAUGGGGGGGCGGAGGAAGACGCGGGGGUGUCAAAGGAACCGGUCACGGAAGCAGAGGGCCCGGUCGAAAGCAGGGCGGGGAAGAAGGGCCAAGAACGCGGGGGGGAGCAUAGAAAGCAGGGCGGAAAGUCGAAAGGGGAGAAGAGUCAAAAGAAGAAGGCAGAGCCCAGGCCCGCAGGUGACGGGAAGAGUAAGCAGGGCAAGAAGGCAAAGACGAAGUGAACGUAAAGGCCGUCCUUUGUAAACCGCCCUACCUUUUGGCGCUUUUCGGAUUGUUACCAUCUCAAUACGCGAUGUUUGUGAUUGUGUCGAUGCUCGGGGUUCGGGUCACGGGUGCUCUGGAAACACGCAUCCUUUCUCUGGU